CAAAUUUACAUUGUACACUUGAAAUAUACCAAUCAAUGGAAGCCUCUCAUCAAGGAGGGAAGAACACCGGGAACAAUGGGAAGGGAAACGCGGAGGUUCGAUACAGGGGAAUUCGCCGGAGGCCAUGGGGAAAGUUCGCGGCGGAGAUACGUGAUCCAACGAGGAAUGGAGCACGACUGUGGUUAGGAACUUUUGAGACGGCUGAAGAGGCUGCAAGGGCAUAUGACAGGGCUGCUUUUGCUUUCCGGGGUCACUCAGCUAUUCUCAACUUCCCGAACGAGUAUCAAUCCCAUAAUCCCACCCUUCCACCUUCUUUAGCUUCUUCAUCUACUUAUGGGGUUGGUCGAGGGAAUCCUCCUAGAGGGCGAGGGAGUGAAGUUAUAGAAUUCGAGUACCUGGAUGACAAGUUGUUAGAGGAUCUUCUUGAAACCCAAGAUGAUAGGCAGCGCCUUUAGAAUUAGUUCUUAUUGUAUUGGAUUAAUUAACCAUGGAAAUAAUUUUCUCCCCUGUUACCAAGGGAAAUCUUUAUGGAAACUGCAUUUGUAUUAAUUA
Theobroma cacao (cacao) is the source of this 552-nucleotide messenger RNA. NCBI's taxonomy places the organism in Eukaryota, Viridiplantae, Streptophyta, Magnoliopsida, Malvales, Malvaceae. The record is from RefSeq and is a predicted model, not a curated record.